AUGGCCCUCCGCUCCCUCUUCCGUCCCACGACCCUGCGUCACCUGAGCGCCAUGCGCUUUGCCAGCACGACGCCCCGCGUCAAGCUGCUCAUCAACGGCGAAUUCCGUGACAGCGAGACUUCCAACUGGAUCCCCGUGCACAACCCGGCCACCAACGAGGUCAUUGCCGAAGUGCCCGCCGCCACCCAGGCUGAGAUGCAAGAAGCCAGCGAUGCCGCCUCCGCUGCUUUUGCCACCUGGAAGGAUACUUCCAUUCUGACACGCCAAGCUUGCAUGUUCAAGCUGCAGCACCUGUUGCGUGCGAACCAGUCUCGCAUUGCCGCCGCCAUCACCAAGGAGCAGGGCAAGACCCUGGCCGACGCCGAGGGUGACGUCUUGCGUGGCAUCCAGGUCAUCGAACACGCCUGCUCCAUCCCCACCCUGAUGAUGGGUGAAACCGUUCCCGGCGUGGCCAAGGACUUGGAUACCUACAGCUACCGCAUUCCUCUCGGCGUCACGGGUGGCAUUUGCCCCUUCAACUUCCCGGCCAUGAUUCCUCUCUGGAUGAUGCUCUCCCUUGCUUGUGGCAACACCAUGGUCAUGAAGCCCAGCGAGCGCGUGCCAACUGCUACCAUGAUGAUCGCGGAACUUGCCAUGGAGGCCGGCUUCCCCAAGGGCGUCUUCAACGUCAUUCACGGUGCUCAUGACGCUGUCAACUUUGUCUGCGACGAUCCGGCCAUCCGUGCCAUCUCGUUCGUUGGUUCGGAUCAGGCUGGCAAGCACAUCUGGGACCGAGGCACCAGCAACGGCAAGCGUGUUCAGAGCAACAUGGGCGCCAAGAACCACGGUGUUAUUCUGCCCGAUGCCAACAAGACGGCCACGCUUAACGCCCUCGUCGGCGCCGCUUUUGGUGCUGCGGGUCAGCGAUGCAUGGCUCUCUCCACGGUGGUGCUGGUUGGUGAGGCUCAGUCUUGGGCUGAGGACCUGGUGGGUCUGGCCAAGCAGCUCACUGUCAACGCAGGCGACGUGGCCGGCACCGACAUUGGACCCAUGAUCUCGCCCCAGGCCAAGCAGCGCGCUUUUGAUCUUGUGGAAAGCGGCGUGCAGCAGGGUGCUCGCCUUCUUCUUGAUGGCCGUGACGUCCAAGUCGAGGGCUACCCCAACGGCAACUGGAUGGGCCCCACCAUCUUGACUGACGUUACGACGGACAUGGACUGCUAUCAACAGGAGAUUUUCGGCCCGGUCCUUGUCUGCCUUCAUGCGGACACCAUCGAUGAGGCCAUCAAGCUGGUCAACGCCAACCGCUGGGGCAACGGCACGGCCAUCUUCACCAACUCUGGUGCUGCGGCACGCAAGUACACCAUGGAGAUUGAGUCUGGCCAAGUCGGCGUCAAUGUCCCCAUUCCCGUGCCCCUUCCCUUCUUCUCUUUCACCGGUAACAAGGGCUCCUUCCUCGGCGAUUGCAACUUUUAUGGCAAGGCCGGCGUCAACUUCUACACUCAGCUCAAGACCGUCACCAGCCUCUGGCGCGACGCCGAUGCUGAUGUGCUCAAGGCUGCCACUGCCAUGCCCACCAUGAAGUAAACACCGCGUGCUUCUUUUUCGUGUUGAGCCGCAACAGCCACCGUUUCUGUGCCCGUCCAAGCCUCGUGAUCCGCCGCUACCUUUUGAUUCCAAAUUGAUUCAAAAUUU
Molecule: messenger RNA, 1671 nt
Organism: Monosiga brevicollis MX1
Lineage: Eukaryota; Choanoflagellata; Craspedida; Salpingoecidae
Exons: 9
Coding region: 1-1563 (520 amino acids)
Biological process (GO): L-valine catabolic process; thymine catabolic process
Cellular component (GO): mitochondrion
Molecular function (GO): methylmalonate-semialdehyde dehydrogenase (acylating, NAD+) activity; malonate-semialdehyde dehydrogenase (acetylating, [NAD(P)+]) activity
Source: RefSeq, a predicted model, not a curated record